Messenger RNA from Phoenix dactylifera (date palm), 529 nucleotides. RefSeq names its product sphinganine C4-monooxygenase 2-like. Gene Ontology annotation, molecular function: iron ion binding; oxidoreductase activity. Gene Ontology annotation, biological process: lipid biosynthetic process. Lineage: Eukaryota; Viridiplantae; Streptophyta; Magnoliopsida; Arecales; Arecaceae. The record is from RefSeq and is a predicted model, not a curated record.
CGCCAUAUAAACCCAUUAGCUUAGCAAAACCUAUGCACAAAGCAAACUCUCCUCUCUCUCCUUCUCAUCUCCCUAGGUUCAUUUCCAUCAACCCUCCCUCUCUCUCACUCACUCACUCACCCACCGUCUCCCCUUUGUUGCAAUGGAGAAUGUUCCUUCUGAUGAACUUUUGGGCAUUGUGGUUCCCAUCGGGGUCUAUUGGACUUAUUCAGGUAUCUAUAUGAUGCUUGGCUCCCUCGAAAAGUACCGGCUGCAUUCCAGGAAAGAUGAAGACAUCAAGAAUCUGGUAUCUAAGCGUGAGGUAGUCAAUGGGGUUCUUGCUCAGCAACUGGUUCAAGCUACUGUUGCAUUCCUUCUUUUCAAGGUUAGUAAAAAUAGUAGUGAAAUUGCUUCCACUGUUCAAACUCCAUUCAUUGUGCUAGCGAGGCAGUUCUUCAUCGGCAUGUUCGUCAUCGACACAUGGCAAUACUUUUGGCACAGGUACAUGCACAGCAACAAGUUUUUGUACCGUCACAUCCAUUCAUGGCAC